This is a messenger RNA of Parnassius apollo (apollo), 765 nucleotides long. The record is from the annotation of a GenBank genome assembly. NCBI's taxonomy places the organism in Eukaryota, Metazoa, Arthropoda, Insecta, Lepidoptera, Papilionidae.
AUGUUAGCGUGGGUUAACGACUGCUUACAGUCGAACUUUGCCAAAAUUGAAGAGUUGUGCACUGGUGCAGCUUAUUGCCAGUUCAUGGAUAUGCUCUUCCCUGGGAGUGUACCUAUCAAGCGAAUUAAAUUCAAGACUAAUUUAGAACAUGAAUAUAUACAGAAUUUUAAAAUAUUACAAGCAGCAUUCAAAAAAAUGGGUGUUGAUAAGAUAGUUCCCAUUGACAAACUGGUGAAGGGUCGUUUUCAAGACAACUUUGAGUUCUUGCAAUGGUUCAAGAAAUUUUUCGAUGCCAACUAUGGAGGCACGGAAUAUGACGCUGUAGCGCAGCGCGAAGGCUUGCCCAUGGGGCACGGAGGCUCGGCGGCGCCUCGGGCCGCGGCCGCUAAGAAACCUGCGGCACCAGUCGCUAAAGUCGCCGCUAGACCCCAAACCAUAAGCAAGACUAACAACAUGAUGAGGUCUCCUCCAGUGAACUUGGCUAGAUUAAACCAAAGUUCGAAAGGAGACUCCAAGGCAGUUGAUGAGCUUAAUCACCAGAUAAAUGAAUUAAAAGCGACAGUUGACGGCCUGGAAAAGGAAAGAGAUUUCUAUUUUGGUAAACUUCGGGAAAUAGAGGUUAUCUGUCAAGAGAUGGAAGAACAACAAAAUGCUCCCGUUAUACAGAAAAUUUUGGAUAUCUUAUAUGCAACUGAGGACGGCUUCGCACCUCCCGAAGAAAUAGACGGCGACAACCCACAUCCGCCAGAGGAGGACGAGUACUGA